AUGGACGUCGAAGAAUCGCCUUGGGCCGACUCAUCACAGGCCGCAUCGCAACAGGCAUCGCAGCCUGAAGCCGCGGCCUCGCAAUCAUCCAACCCAGCUCCCUCCGCUUCCUCGUCGGCCCCUCGUCCAUCAAGAGGACCCCGUCGGCUGGUCGCUCAACCCACACGUCUCGAAGCUGUCGAUGAUCCUCUCGGUCCUCUCGGCGCCGCCACCGAAGACAAUGGCUCUGCCCAGGAUGCCCCUCCGGUGCCUCCGCAAAAGGAGCAGAUGGUGAUUCGUACCACCAUGCCGCAGCCCCAGCAGCAGCGACGACCUGCGGAUCCUCACCAUAUCGACGAUGACGAGAACGAUGGGCCAAAGGCUCCUCGCGCACCUCCUCCCGUUGAGGCUGCCCAGCCCAGUGCCGUCAGGAGCAGCAAUCAGCCGAGCGUUAGUGUUGAGCAGGCUGCCAAGCCCACGUUCCAGAUUACGGUUGGAGAUCCUCACAAAGUUGGCGAUCUGACAAGUUCCCACAUUGUCUAUUCCGUUCGAACCAAGACCACUUCCAAGGGAUAUAAACAGCCCGAGUUUGAAGUCAAGCGCCGAUAUCGCGAUUUUCUCUGGCUUUACACGACUCUCCAUGGCAACAACCCUGGAAUUGUGGUCCCACCUCCUCCUGAGAAGCAGGCUGUCGGUCGCUUCGACAGCAAUUUUGUUGAGAGCCGACGAGCUGCUCUUGAGAAGAUGCUUAACAAGACCGCGAUACACCCCACACUCCAGCACGAUCCCGAUCUGAAGCUUUUCUUGGAAAGCGAAACUUUCAAUGUGGACGUUAAGCAUAAAGAGAGGCGGGAACCCAUUCCUACCGAGAGCAAGGGUGUGCUUGGGUCUCUGGGUAUCAAUGUUGGAGGCGGAAAUAAGUUUGUAGAACAGGACGACUGGUUUCAUGAUCGCAAGGUCUAUCUCGAUGCUCUUGAGAAUCAGCUCAAGGGACUUCUCAAAGCUAUGGAGACCAUGGUUGGCCAACGUAAGAUGAUGGCCGAGGCAGCUGGUGACUUCUCAGCUUCCCUCCACGCACUCUCCACCGUCGAAUUGUCACCCUCACUAUCAGGCCCUCUCGAUGCUCUUUCCGAGCUCCAGCUUACUAUCCGAGAUGUGUAUGACCGUCAGGCCCAGCAGGAUGUUCUGACAUUCGGCAUUAUUCUUGAGGAGUAUAUUCGCCUCAUCGGUUCAGUCAAGCAGGCAUUUGGCCAGCGACAGAAGGCGUUCUAUUCAUGGCAUGCUGCGGAAUCAGAACUACAGAAGAAGAAGGCCACGCAGGACAAGCUCUUGAGACAAGGAAAGAGUCAACAAGACCGACUUAACCAGAUGAGCGCUGAAGUUGGCGAGUCAGAGCGCAAGGUUCACCAGGCCAGGCUUCUUUUCGAGGAUAUGGGCCGGUUGAUGAGGAGCGAGCUUGAUCGAUUUGAGAAGGAGAAGGUGGAAGACUUCAAGAGUGGUGUUGAGACAUUCCUUGAAAGUGCAGUUGAGGCGCAAAAGGAGCUUAUUGAGAAGUGGGAGACAUUCUUGAUGCAGCUUGACGCUGAAGACGACGAGUCAGUGUUUUAUAGACCACCAGUAUACCAGCAGCAACAGCAGCAAAAGGGAGGCGAUACUGCGGUUGAUCGCGCUCGGGCGAGGAUAGACGAAGACUCGGACUAG
Molecule: messenger RNA, 1680 nt
Organism: Fusarium tjaetaba
Lineage: Eukaryota; Fungi; Ascomycota; Sordariomycetes; Hypocreales; Nectriaceae
Product: vacuolar sorting-associated vps5
Exons: 3
Coding region: 1-1680 (559 amino acids)
Biological process (GO): protein retention in Golgi apparatus; retrograde transport, endosome to Golgi
Cellular component (GO): endosome
Molecular function (GO): phosphatidylinositol binding
Source: RefSeq, a predicted model, not a curated record